Messenger RNA from Paramecium primaurelia, 1716 nucleotides. The record is from the annotation of a GenBank genome assembly. Lineage: Eukaryota; Ciliophora; Oligohymenophorea; Peniculida; Parameciidae.
AUGCAGAUCAACAAUGUUAAUAAAUUCAUUAAACUUAAGAAUAUUGUUAUUGUUAUUAUUUAUCCCAAAAUGAUUGUAUUAUCAAAAAUAAAUAAGUUUAAUAUUUUUGGGAUUAUGAUGAAUGGAUAGAUUUUGAAGUUACAACUUAUCCAUCACUUAAUGGAUAUCAUACAUUUAAUGCAUGUACAUAAUUUCAAAAUUGUAUAAAUGGAUAUACUAACAUUGGUUUUUGAUUUUGUUAUUCUGAUACAAAUUUUGAUUCAUUAACAAGUGAAUAAUUAAUUGAUAGUUUAUAUCUUUAAGAUUUAGCUUCAUAAAUUAAAAAUACUUGUUAUUUUAAUGCAGUUGUACCUAAAUAAAUAAAUAAGUUUGGAUGUAUUAAUUAAUCAGGAACUUGAAAAUUCUCAUAUUUACCUUGUUCUAAAUUAAAAAAUGAAAUAUAAUCAAUUUGUCCAAAGUUAUCAAAGGAGUCUUGUUUAACUGAUCUCACAAAAGAAAUAAGUUGUAAAUGGAAAAAUCAUAAUUGUAUAAAUUUACUUGAAAAUGAAAAUAAAUAACUAUCCUCAUGUUAAGAUUUAAAUCAAAAAGCUUGUCAAAUUGUUAGUUUAUCAAAUAUUUAGUGUAUUUGGAAUCAAAAAAUUAAAAGUUGUGAUUUGAUGAUUGCUAUAACAAAAAUGAAUGUAGUAGUAUUAAAAAUUUAGAUCACUUAAUUUCUAUAAGUGUUUGCUCAAGUGAAAAAACUAAAAGUUGUGUAAGACAUAAUGAUAAAACUAAAUUUACAGAAAUUAAUCAGAAAUUGGAGAGUUAUAAUCUAUAUGAAUUAAAUUAAUAAGCAUUUAUAUAAAAAAAUAAUCAUACCUUGUCCUUGGGUUUAAAUUAAUGAUGGAGGACAUUGUAAUAAUACUAAUUUCUUUAUAGGUUUAUGUUAACAUUUAUUAAAUUUAUCAGCUUGCAUUAAAAUUGAAACAUAAGGUAAAAUUUUUAAAAGGGAAAUAUCAACUUAAAAAUUUAUUGAUUACAUUUUUACAAAUUGUGAAUCAGCAAAUAAUGGACUUACAUAAAUGUCUUGUAAAAGUAUAACUGAAGAACCAUGUUUUUAAGAUAAUUUAUAAAUGUCAUGUAAUCAAGUCUAAUUUAUACCAACUAAUUGUUCUAACCAUUAUAAUUAUUAGGCUUGUAUGAUAUCUACAGAUUUCUGUAUAUGGGAUUCAAAAAGAAGCAUAAUAAAUCAAAAUGAAUAUUGCCUAAAAUUUAAUACUAAAAUUAAAAAGCCUUGAAAGUAAUUCAUAAAAUUGUUAAUGGCUUGAUAAUUAAUGUAUAAAUUUUGAUCCUCUUUUUAUUAAAUUUUAUUGUUAUCAAUUACCUAUGAAUAUCAAAAAUUAUGCUUGUAAAACUAAUUCACUUCAAUCAUGUAUUAAUGAUUCUAAAUUGAAAUAAUGUUUUGCAAGUAAAGAUAAAAUGAAAUCAAAAUAUGACUGGUUAUCAAAAGAUAUUUUUAGACUCUAAAAACCUAGUCAUUAAUCAUCUAUCUUAUUUGGUACAUGUGAAUAAUUUAAAAUAUAUAUUAUUUUCUAAAAUCAAGAAUUCUAAAUAAAUCGUGUAUUUGGAAUAAUUCUUUUUAAGAAGGAAUAGGUUUUAAGAAUAUAGCUUGUUAAGAUUCUCUCAAAAUUUUUGGGAUGUUUGAAUGUAUCAAAUAAGAAUUAAUAUUGUAUCUGA